This is a messenger RNA of Aplysia californica (California sea hare), 3559 nucleotides long. Its product is annotated as transmembrane protein 98. The coding region runs from base 63 to 836 and encodes 257 amino acids. Lineage: Eukaryota; Metazoa; Mollusca; Gastropoda; Aplysiida; Aplysiidae. Gene Ontology annotation, cellular component: endoplasmic reticulum. The transcript has 6 exons. The record is from RefSeq and is a predicted model, not a curated record.
UAUUGCUUCCGCUUCAAGGAGUGGAGCUUUGGGCUUGGGUAAACAUUCUGCCUGGAGAUACAAUGGAUCUAGUAGUGGCCAUAGCAAUAGGGGUUCUGGCUGUCUUUAUUGGAGCUGUCAUUUUCCUGGUGGUUUUAUUUGUGAGGUUCAAGUGUAAGAAGGAAGACUUGAUUUCCCAGCAGCACAAGGAGUGUAGGCCUGAAGCUCAGUUAAUCACAGAGUCUCAAGAUGGUCUCAACCUUCCGCCUGGCAUGGACGUGGAGCUCGGAGAUGUGAACCUCUCUAACCCCCGGCUGGAACAGCUCCUCAACAAUGAGCAGUGGGUUGACGAUGCAAGUGGGCUGGUCCCUCACUGUCUGUCCAUCCUGAAGACUUGCCACCACUUAACGGAGCAAUUGGUUGGCAUGACCAUGAAGAAUGCGGCACAUAUUCGUAACCAAGGAACACUGGGAGAGAUUGUGAUGGCCGCCAAGAGAAUAAAUCCAAGAGUGGAUGAGGUGGUCCAGUCUCUGUGCCACCCUCUUGAUCCGAGGUUGUUGGAAGCAAGGUUCACAGCAUUGGUUCUGUCUGUGAGUCACCUUGUCAUGGUCACGAAGAAUGCCUGCCAGAUGCCAGGUUCCUUGGACUGGAUUGACAGGAGUUUGGCUGAAGUUGAAGACACUUUAAAGAUUCUGCGUGAAGUCAGCACCAACAUUGAGGCCAAUGCUCAGGCACAGGCCCAACAGGCAUCACAAACGACAUCACAGAGCAUCACAGUCGCCAUUGAACAUCCUCAUCAGCUGGAAGCAUCCGGACUCGGAUUCGUCGUCCCACGCCCGGACAACUCCCUGGCAUAGAAAGGUAGCAUCAUGAAUCCUGCUGCAGUUUUGGAUUCAAAGUUGGUUUAAGUGGGUACCCAGCAGCUGAUUUUGGUCUUGAUCCUAAUGAUUAUUGUUGGUGCUGGCUGCGGAGUGGCCUCGUAUCUCUGUAUUACAUUACAUCCUCCUCUCCACACAAUCACAAUCACAAAUGUUUUAUGUUUGGGGGAAACCAUACAUUAUCAUGGGGGUCUUAUCCAAUGGUGUGGUAGACAUAGCCAGUCACCUGAAAAUAGAUUUCACAGAAAGUAAAGUCAGAAAGUUGCCUGUCCUUUCUGGGAAUUCACAUUCUGAGUAUACCAAUUUCAGACGGGAAUUUUCUGCUGUCCGGCAAUAUGCUGUUCAAAGGAGACUUUCGGAAUUUUCCACCCAAACUCUUGUUCCAUUUGAAGUGAAAAAAGAAGCAGUUUUGACAACUGAUGUUUUCUUUGACUCAUUCCAUGUUUCAGGUCAUUGUUUCAUCUUUGUUUACUCUUUUAUAAACUUCAGUGCAAUGAAACAUUGUUUAAAAAAUGUGAUUUAGCAAGUUUGACAAAUUACGCAUUGAGAAUUUGGCUGUGCAAUAACACAAGGUUUUUCACUGUUGAGUUGUUGAAUUUACAGGGAUGGAACAGGAAAAGAUCUUCUGGAGGAAAUAUUGCAAAACUAUUGUCACAUAAUGAUUUGUCAUAAGAUUGAAAUUUUUUCCCUUCUUUUUUGUUUUGUUGUUGUUGCCUACUUGUUAGUGCAUUUACCAUCUGUUAUAUAAUUUCAUUUUCUGUUUUUCCUCGCAAAUUGUCAUCUUGUCCUUGUCUCUCACUUACAAUAUUAUUGAAGCACAAUACAUUUACAAUGACCACAAAGUGGUUUAAAAGUAGAGAACUGAUAUGAGCCAUUCAAAUCAUGAAGGGGUUAAAUGAAAAAAAUGAAUUAGUUUGGUUCAAUGCUUAUAAUACUAUAAGAUGCCUUCCAUUGCAGCAUUUUCUUUCUGGCUGAUUUUGGUAAAAUCGCCCAUUGGUCUAAGUCAUAUAUUACUUGCACAUCUAAAACGUAUAAAAUAGUAGUAAAAGGAUGUUAUCAGGUGUAUUUAUGUUGGGUUUUUUUCUAUGGAAUUUCUUAAAGUAUACUGGAGCCCAGAUUGGUCCUGACAGGCUGGAUAGAAGCCGCCAGGCCCCUCAUAGAGUUAAGCCUGCCUUUGCAGGCACCUGUCCUCAGCGGUCAUCUGUGUGAACGGCCACUGUUGCAUGACACUCUUUCAUUUUUCCUGUAUUCCUUUUUCCCUAACUUGUCCAAUAUGGCCAUGAUCAGCCAUUUUCGUGACAAAUCAGGCUUGAUACUUGUUUGUCGUGACUUGCUUUGAAAGUUUUCUACCAACCUGUCAGACUGAGUGUGUACGUUCAGUUAACACAAAGAAGCUUUUAUGAUAGAUAAUAUAACAAUUUUUACGCAAAUGAAUAGAAACGAUAAGAGAUAAAGAGUUUUAAGCCAUCUGUUGAUCUUGUCAAGUCUUGUAAGUGUCCAUAACUCAGACCCUAUCCUUGUUGCGGUCACUUGUCUAUAAUGGUCCUUUUUCUCCUUGUGAUCUUCAGUGACCAUUAUGGACAGGUUCGACCGUGUGGUGAUAUGUGUUGAUGGGGACUGUAAAAAACAUACACAGUGGAGUAUUUGGUCACGGUUCCAAGAAAUUAUAUUAUAUGCCAUUCAAUAUCGUGUACUUAAUGUUUUUCCCCCCUUCAUGGUAAAAGUUUUUGCCUGAUUUUUUUCUGUGAAGACUAAUCUUGUUGGCCUUGCUUGACAUGAUGUCAAUUUUGUCAUUCGAAGAAAAACUCGCUCAUUUCAGUAGUUUAUGAGUGCUUACUUAGCUCGAUUGUUAUACUGGACUACUGUGUGAAUGACCCUGGUUUGAAUCCACAAUGAUGCCUUCGUCGUUAUCUUUGUUUGGGGAGUUUCGAAGCUCUCCAAACCCUUAUCUCUUAAAUAACCUUAUAGUGUUUGAAAGGAGCAUCAAACCCACGCCAUGCUUAUCAGUGGUGCAUACAUAAUUUCUUUUAACAAUAAAUAAACAUGUUCUUUUUACUGAAAGUAAGAGAUGCAGUAGCAAUGCAAUAAAAGAUUAGUUUUGUUGAAAUUCUAACCUAGACAAAGUCAAAUGAGCUAUGUGGUGUGAUGAGCUAUGUGGUGUGCAGGACUGUAAAACAGGUUGUUGCCUCGUCUGUAUGAGCAUUUGUUAAUGAGUAGGUCUAUACAUUUAUUAGAAUUUCAUUGUGAUUCACCUUGGCUAUUUGUAGGUUUAACACAAUGAAGCCUGUGUUUUGAAAUAAGUUUUAAAUAAGUAUGGAAAGACGUAGAUUACCUUUUGAGCAAGGCAUGUUUUUGCUCAGCCUGUGUCCAUACAGGGACUGGUGUUGGCGACAAAUGUUUUUCUGACUGGGUAUUUUCUAAAGAAAUGCAUUUAUAUAGAGAUGUCAUGCAUGGUGAGAAAAUAUGUGUUACGACGCGGUGGAAUCAGGCGCUUGUCAGUUUUUGGGCAUGUGGAGUUAUUGGUAUCAUCUGAAAGCUGGUAAUUUGCCUUGCUUCAAAUGAAAUAAACAUCCAUUUUUCUUGAAUAGAAAUCAAGAUAUUUGCAAUUGAAGGUAGUGAUGUCGCCUGGUGUAAGUGGUGAAAUUAGCAAGAAAAUGGCUGCCAAAGUUUUGUAACUCCAAUAGAUAAAGAGAUUUUGAAAA